AGAUUGCAUGGUGAAAAUAAGCACAGCACCACGAUGAUUUGCUAGGUGUUUUGUCAGACUACACAAAUAUGGAGGAAAACAUACCAAAAGCAGCUCGAGGUGCGAGGGGAACUACAGCUUCUUCCUCCGCUCGAGGAGCGAAACGAACCACCCCAGCUUCAUCCUUAGGUUGUGUAGCGAAAACAACUACAACUUUUCCAGGAGCAAUAUCAAAUAAAGCAUCAUCAGAUCGAGAUGCGAAAGAAACGACAGCUUCAUCAGAAGCACGAGGAGCGAAAGGAACUACAACUUUAUCACCAGCACGAGGAGCGAUAGAAACAAUAGCGUCAUCAGAAGCACGAGGAGCAAAAGGAACUAAAACUGCAUUAUCAUCACGAGGAGCGAAAGGAACUACAACUUUAUCACUAGCACGAGGAGCAAUAGGAACUACAACUUUAUCACCAGCACGAGGAGCGAAAGAAACUACAGCUUCAUCACCAGCACAAACUGCGAAAGGAUCUACAGCUUUGUCACCAGGACGAGGAGCACAACGGACUACAGCUUUAUCAGCAGCACGAGGAGCGAAAGGAACUAAAACUUUAUUACCAGCACGAGGAGCGAAAGGAACUACAAUUUUAUCACCAACACGAGGAGCGAAAGGAACUACAACUUUAUCACUAGCACGAGGAGCGAAAGGAACAACAGCUUCAUCAGUAGCACGAGAGGCGAAAGGAACUAAAACUCUAUCAGCAGCACGAGAAACGAAAGAAACAACAACUCUAUUCUCACGUCAAGGAGCGAUAGGAACAAAAACUCUAUCCUCCAAUCAAGGAGCGAAAGGAACUUUUUCAAGUCAAGGUGCGAAACAAACUAAAUAUUCAACCUCAAGUCAAGGAGUGGAAGCAAUUACAUCAUCAUCCCCAAGUCAAGUAGCGAAAGCAACUACAUCAGCAUCCUCAAUUCAAGGAGUGAAAGCAUCUACAUCAGCAUCCUCAAUCAUGAAAUCGACCGUCAUGGACGGAAGUGACGUUCUUAAUGCAAAUACUGAGGCAGGUGUCCGCGAAGUGAUAGCACACAUAAUAAAAGGGAAAGAGGACAUUGAAUCGACCGUACUGGACGGAAGUGACGUUUUAAAUGCAAAUACUGAGGCGUGUGUGCAGGAAGUGAUAGCACACACAAUAAAAGGGAAAGAGGACAUUGAAUCGACCGUACUGGACGGAAGUGACGUUCUCAAUGCAAAUACUGAAGCAGGUGUGCGAGAAGUGAUAGCACACACAAUAAAAGGGAAAAAUGACAUUGAAUCGACCUUACUGGACGGAAGUGACGUUCUAAAUGCAAAUACUGAGGCGUGUGUGCGGGAAGUGAUAGCAAACACAAUAAAAGGGAAAAAGGACAUUGAAUCGAUCGUACUGGACGGAAGUGACGUCCUCAAUGCAAAUACUGAAGCAGGUGUGCGAGAAGUGAUAGCACACACAAUAAAAGGGAAAAAGAACAUUGAAUCGAGCGUACUGGACGGCAGAGAAGAACUUUCUGCUCUUGUUGACGUUGCAAAGAGAGAAAUUCAAGAUUCCAAGACAAAGGUGGAUGAAAGGAAUUACCAAUCGCAAUGCAAAGAACUGAUCGGACGUACGAAGAGGCUUUACGGAGACAACUUAAAUCAAGUAACCAUAUCCCCAUUGAAUGACUACAAACAUGAACAGUUAGGCAAUGUCUAUAUGCCGCCAAAAAUUGUUCACAUGUGCGAGGCCAAUGGUGUGUUUAAGAAAACAGAAAGACAUGUUACACAGUACAAGGAUGUGUUUUUCAAAGAUGACAAAGUUAACCCACGAAUAUUUCUUCAAGGAGAGGCGGGGUCUGGAAAGACAACAUUUUUAGCAAAGUUGGCCCUAGAAUGGUGUAGAGAAUCGCAUGUUUCUAGUGCAUCGGAUAACAGCUCACUUUUCUUUAAUGAUGUCGACGUUGUGCAAAGCUUUGUGUUCGUUUUCUAUAUUACAUUGAGAAAUUCGGUAAAACAAUUCGACGUAUAUAAAUUGAUUAAAGAGCAAAUAAUAGACUCUAUAUACUCCUCACAUGAAGACCGUGAGCAGGCUUACAGACUAUUGAAUGAGAUCAUGAAACGUGAACGUUGCUUGGUACUACUUGAUGGUCUAGAUGAGUGGACCGGACCUGGAAAUCAUCACAACCUACCGACAUUGGUACUAGAACAGAGCCAAUGUGUGCUGUUAUUUUCAACACGACCUUGGAAAUUGACUGUAGUUAAAAUUAUGCAUUUGGACAGAUACACAUCCGUGCAUCUGGAAGGAAUAAACAAGCCGUUUGAGUUCAGCAGAAUAAUCCUGAGCUGCUUGGUAGAUAAGGAUGAGCUUGAAUUAAAAUACUCAGCAUUUGAGCAGUACAUAGAGAAACAAGAGCUCGGCGAAUUACUGUCAUCUCCAAUGAUGCUCUCUGCCAUUGUUUGUUCAUAUGCAGAGGGAAUAGAACUCAAAGGCUCAAAGUGUGAAAUAUACACCCUUUUAGUGGAAAGUCUUUUUAAGAAAGCCAACAGUAACACGUGUCCAUUCCAACAGCCCCCCUUUCCGUGCUUCAUACGGACUGAAUACAUACAGCCAAAUUUGGAACAACUGAAUUGUCUUGCUGAAAUGGCCUUUCAUUUGUUGUUUGUAAAUGAUAAGGAACAUUCAAUAAUGUUCAACAUUACAGAAUCUUUAAAGAAAUUGAAGAUUGAUGAAUACAAGGAUUUUGCAUUAAAAUCCGGAAUUUUAUCGGCGCAACGAACUGCCUCUGCACUGCGAUCAUCGUCAUCAUUUAUGUUUAUCCACUUGAGCAUGCAGGAAUUCCUUGCUGCUUAUCAUAUCGCCCGCAAUACGAAUCUUAUUGAUGGUAGUAUUUCUGUCUACCUUAACCGUCACCCGGAAGCCUAUCUCGAAAUAUCACAGGUGUUUAUAUUCCUGUGUGGACUGGAUGUAUCAUGUGCGGAAAAGCUAUCAAGCAUGAUGGAUGAACGCUAUGCUUUGAAUACACUACCUCUUGCUGAAUCCUUUGAGACAGUGUAUACAUACUCUCUUUUAUGCAGUCAGUUAAAUGAAAUCAUACUUGCAGGGUUGAGAGAAGCUAAUGCAAAUGGAUAUUCCGACAUUGCCCUAAAACUCAGUCACUUCAUCUUCGAUAACAACAAUAUCAUUGACCUUCAUAAGAUUUGGGAAAAUAACGCGGCUAAUGCCAUUGUGUUGAAAGUUGACAUCGAUGACAGGAAACCCUUAGAAAACCCACGAAUUUCACCUGGAAAUGACGAGUGUGCAUCUCAGAUUACAUUUGACCUUCAUUCGUGCCUGGAGCUGGCACGUUUAAAGCUAAGUGGACGUUGCAUAUUGGGAAACGAUUCUGCCAGUGUGGGCACAUUGGAAUUUCCGGUCUGCAUUAUUCUAAAUAUUGCCGAUCCAACCCAGUGCACAGAGCUUCCCCCUGUACUUCCCUCCAUCAAAGAGAUUGACUUGACCAGUGUCACAUGUUCCUGUACCUGGCUACGCAGUCUGCUUAGCAUGAUGCUGACACGUAAUUGUGAUAUGAACUGUUGGCUGUAUGACUGUCACUUAACUGCGUGUGGAGAGGGCGAAGUCAACACAUCAUACACGACUGGACACAUAUGGUUAACCGUUCAUUCAAAACAAUACUUAUCAAUACACCUAUCUGAUGAUACCGGUCUAUACGUAUAUCAAAACAAAAGCAUAUCAAUAAGCUUUACUGAUGAUACCGGUCUGUGGGAGAUUCUGCAUGGUCUGAGUAUUAAGAGUCUGAGUCUGCAUGGUUUGGGGGAGAGCGGUUGUAGAGUUAAUCAUGAAAAGUCGUUCUCACAGACGAUAGCAUCGCUCUCAAAGCUGGAAGAACUAGAUAUUACAAUGGAUGAAUUGACUCCUUGUGUGUGGGAUGCUCUCCCAGGUCUGAAUAUCAAGAGUCUGACUCUGAGCAGUAGGGAGUUGGGAGAGUUGCAUGCAGAGUCGUUGACUCAGUCGCUAUCAUCGCUUUCAAAGCUGGAAGAACUAGAUAUUGUAAUGGAUGAAUUGACUCCUUGUGUGUGGGAGGCUAUCCGUGGUCUGAAUAUCAAGAGUCUGACUCUGAGCAGUAAGGAGUGGGGAGAGUUGCAUGCAGAGUCGUUGACGCAGUUGCUAUCAUCGCUCAAAAGGCUGGAAACACUUGGAAUUGGUGGGACUGAAGACAGUCCUGGUCUGUGGAAGGCUCUCAAAGGUCUGAAUAUAAAGAGUCUGAUACUGGAUGGUUGGAAGGGGGUAGGUUUAGGGAUAAAUCAUUCACAGUCGUUGUCUCAGUCGCUAUCAUCGCACAUGAGGCUGCAAAAACUUGGUAUUCGUGUGGAUGAAGAUAUUACUGGUUUUUGGGAGGCUUUCUAUGGCCUUAAUAUCAAGAAGCUGCGUGUGUAUGGUAAGUGUAGAGUAAAGUAUAAAGAGUCGUUGUAUCAUUUGCUACAAUCGCUUACACGGCUGGAAACACUUAGUAUUGAUGCGCAUGAAGCCUGUCCUGGUUUGUGGGAGGCUUUCAAAGGUUUGAGUGUCAAGAGUCUGACUAUUGAAGGUGAGAACCAAGGAUUCGAAUUAAAUCAUACAGAGUUGUUGUCUCAGUCACUAUCAUCGCUCACACUGCUUGAAACACUCGAUAUGGAGGUAUGGGAGCACAGUACUGGUCUGUGGGAGGUUCUCCAUACUUUGAAUAUCAAGAGUCUUAGUCUGAAUCUGGGUUACAUUCGGUGGACAGAUUUGCGUACAGAAUCGUUGUCUCAGUCACUUGCAUCUCUCACACGUCUGGAAACCCUUACAAUUAGUGGGGAAAUAGACAGAAAUGGUCUUUGGGCCGCUCUCCAUGGUCUGAGUAUCAAGAGUUUGAGUCUGCGUCUGAUUGGUAAAUGUAGAGGUUUGCCUGCAGAGUCGUUGUAUCAGUCAUUAUCAUCGCUCACACAGCUGGACACUCUUUGUAUUGAGAGGGGGUGUGAUUGUCCAGGUCUGUGGGAGGCUGUACAUGGUCUGAAUAUCAAGCGUCUGAGCCUGAGUGGCUUCAUGAAACAUACUGGAAUUGACGUGAAGCACGCUGUGUCGUUGUCAAAUACACUUGCAUCGCUCACUCAGCUAGAAACACUUAGUAUUGAUGUGGAGCAUGAGAGUCCUGGUCUAUGGGCAGCUCUCCAUGGCCUGAAUAUCAAGAGUCUGAGUCUGAAUGGCGUGUGGAAAGGUUCCGGAAUUGACGUGAAGCAUGCGAAAACAUUUUCUCAGUCGUUAUCGUCACUAACACAGCUGGAAACGUUAACACUACAUGUACAUACAUACAUCGCCCUGCAGGUACCUCAAUCAUUGAAGAAUUUAAAUAUCUACUAUGACACAAUGCUUCCAUCCGAAUUGCGCGAACUUGUGGACUCACUGGCUACAUGUACUCAUACAAUUGAGAGUAGGCUAGAAUUUGGUUGCGCUUCUAGUGUUGAUCCCCCAGAAGGAAUCCCAAUUCAGGAAUACAUUCCAGUUCAACAGGAACUGGCUGCACGGAAAAAUGAUGCAGUAAAACGAUUCCGGAUAUAUGAAUGGCCUGAUUCUGCCGGCUAUGCCAUGUCUGUACGUGACAUUGGUGAUGUUGAUGACGCUGCUAGCGAUAUCCUUGAAGAUGAUGUUUAUAAAAGAUUUGCUAAAUAUAUUGAUCGUUACAAAAUCAAUCGAAUUUCAAUACUCAUUGAGAUAAGUCCAGGCUCAAUAUCUUAAAUUAGUGUUUGUUUUUGAUAGAUACUAUAUUUAUAUGAACCUGGUUGUAUAUUAAAUUUAUAUUGUAACAAUUGAAACUGUUUUGACAUGUGGCGUAUAAUACUUUUAAUGUUGUUUCUCUAUACAUGAAAUUGAGCUUUAAAAUAUACUAGCUUAAUGUGUUGUGGACUUUUCGACGAUAAGUGUUACAAGAAAAUAUGGUAGAAACACAUUAUCUUCCUAUUUCAAAACGGUCUUAGUCUACUGUAUGUUGACAUUCAUUCACAACACUAUAUACAAAUGCUCAUCUCAAUUUUAAAUGAGAUAUUUCGCCGGAGCUUUUCUCUUAUAUGUAGUUAUUAUUAAAAUCAACACAAUUUUGUAAAUACGGCUCCUAAGUCGUAAAUGCCUUGAGAUUAAAAUCAGUGAACAACAUAAUGUUUAUUUUUGCUACCGAGCAAGUGACAAACUACUAAACGAAAUAAAACUGUAAACAGAUAUUACGUUUAUGCUUUGUGUCAAUGUUAUUGUAUAAGUUUAAAUUCAAUGUAUGCCUUUGUUUUAAUGACUUAUAUAAUUUGGAACAUGUUGAUACAAUUUUAUUAGUGCGCUUUUAAGCAUGUUCACUUUCACAUAAUUGUCAACGCAUUUGACUUCGCCUAUAAAUAUUAAAUAUACAAGUUUUAAAUUUCUUCUUUAAAAAAAUAUAUUAUUCAAACUGCUUGAUGUGUUUUAAUGUAUCAUAUUAAUAUGUUUUAUUUGCAUUUUAUGCAUAGUGCCUGUCAUGAUGAUCAUUUUAAAAAAUAGUACCCAUUAAACAUCGAUAAUGA
Dreissena polymorpha is the source of this 6541-nucleotide messenger RNA. RefSeq lists its product as uncharacterized. NCBI's taxonomy places the organism in Eukaryota, Metazoa, Mollusca, Bivalvia, Myida, Dreissenidae. The transcript has 4 exons. Bases 69 to 5732 code for a protein of 1887 amino acids. Gene Ontology annotation, molecular function: ATP hydrolysis activity. The record is from RefSeq and is a predicted model, not a curated record.